AUGGACAAGAUUCAACGAGGAGUUGCGAGGUCACGCGCACUCUUGCCUCGAAUAACGCACCGACCCUUGCCUUCCGGCGCGAGCUACCUCCACUUUGGAGACUACGGAACACGAAAUGCUAUGACGAAGCACGAGCUUCAGCGGCUCAAAGACCAGUUGAUAGAAGCAAACACAAACCCACAAACAGGCCGCCAGUUGUUUCUCCCCGCCUUUAAGCCCCAGACUCUUGGACACCUGGAACGUUCUCAGGAGCUCCUUACGAAAGAGGGCAAAGCAGAUGAUUACGCAUGGCUUGUCUCCAGCCGUGUCUGGGAAGAAGAGCGUAAAGGAUUGCCAAAAUUGCUUGUGCUCGCUUCACCUGGCUUCAAGGUUUUCAGUUCUGGCCAUCACCUGACGGAAAUCAAGAAUGGCUCCCCGGAGGAAGUCAGGGAGAUCUUCGCCCUCUGUGCUGAAGUCAUGAGUCUGAUUCGCCGCAGCGCCAUACUGGUCAUGGGCAAGAUCCACGGUAUUGCGAGUGGCGCUGGGGCACAACUCGCCCUGGCCACAGACGUUCCUGUUGCGAGCAGGUCUCUCACCGAACUUUGGUUGCCUGGCGCUGACCUUGGCCUUCCCUGCACAAGUCCUGCUGCAGGACUGAGUCGUGUUCUAGGCACCCGAAGAACCUGGCUUGAGCUCGCAAAAGGUGGAUAUGUACGGGCGGACUUGAAACUGCAUGGUGUGGAGGUUGAUGACCCUGCCACCAAAACUGUAGAAGACAAGUCACAGUAUGAGCAACAGGCAAAUAUCCUUUUUGAGGGACCUCCAUCGUCGGAGAAAUCUCUGCCUCGUAGAUCCGCCGAGGACAUUGUGCGAGAUCGCCUAUCGCUGGACCACCUGGUCUACAGGUUGGCGAGGCGACUCACGAAGAGAGAUACUCAGCAAACGGCUAUCACGAAGUGGGCGUUUUGGACCCAGAUUGGUCUUCGAGGUCAGCCUCACGUCAACGCUGAUGGCGUCGAGGUUGACGGCUGCGGCGGGGAUGGUUUUGAGGACGCCGUUGCGUUUGCUGGCAGAGUCAUGGCAUUGCACUCACAAAGCGAGGUCGCCAAGGAGGGAAUAUCUCGAUUCUUGCAGGAGAACGCGAUGCGGAAGCAGACAAAUAAGACUGAGGUUGAGAUGAACGAAACCACGAGGUAG
Messenger RNA from Podospora pseudocomata, 1176 nucleotides. RefSeq lists its product as uncharacterized. The coding region runs from base 1 to 1176 and encodes 391 amino acids. The record is from RefSeq and is a predicted model, not a curated record. Lineage: Eukaryota; Fungi; Ascomycota; Sordariomycetes; Sordariales; Podosporaceae. The transcript has a single exon. Gene Ontology annotation, molecular function: hydro-lyase activity.